Messenger RNA from Eurypyga helias (sunbittern), 3734 nucleotides. Its product is annotated as spindlin-W-like. Lineage: Eukaryota; Metazoa; Chordata; Aves; Eurypygiformes; Eurypygidae. Gene Ontology annotation, biological process: gamete generation. The record is from RefSeq and is a predicted model, not a curated record. The annotation marks the transcript as partial. The transcript has 2 exons.
AUGAUUCGCCUCCUGCAGAACGGGAACCAGGUGAAGUUGUGGACAGCCUGGUAGGCAAACAAGUGGAAUAUGCCAAAGAAGAUGGCUCAAAAAGGACUGGCAUGGUCAUUCAUCAAGUUGAAGCCAAACCAUCUGUCUAUUUCAUCAAGUUUGAUGAUGAUUUCCAUAUUUAUGUCUACGAUUUGGUGAAGACAUGCUAGACGCUAGACGUCAUCGUGAACUUUUGCCAAAUUUGUGGAACUAUUAAAUGUAAAAUUUGUAGACACAAAGACUUGACUGCUUUCCAGUUGAAUGAAAGCUUAAAUGUCCCUGCGAACCCACAAUCUCUGCCAGCAAAACUGUUUCAUUCUGAAUAAUAUAAACAAAUGUGACACAUUUUGUGUAAAAGAACUCCUUUUCGUGAAGGAAGUCAAUAUAUUUGGGCAGGAGGGAGUUAAAAGCAAAGAACAGCUGCAAAUUCAAGCUGUGUAAAGUUGAUAUAGUAUUGUAAUCAUUAAUCUAAAUUUUUUCGUAGAUUUAACUUUUUCUUCAACCUUGCACUCACUUGUUCAACUGCCACAUGCAAGUGUAGUUUGAUACUUUGAUAUGCCUUCUUUUGUAACAUUAAAUUUAAUUUUUUGGCUACUGGCAGUCCUUGUUUUCAGGGUUGGGACAGAGGUGAGUUUUUUUCUGAAAGGCUGAAACGGUUUAUGCAGCAUUGACGAGUGCCUAACCCAAGUAUCAUCAAUCUGCUGUGUUUCUACACUUCAUUUCAAAUUUAGCCUUUUAAGAACUUGCAGUACACGGAAAUACUCGUGCAUUUUUACUAGUCACAGGGCAGUAGGGUAUCAAGUGUUUGACGUACGCACCUUUCAGUGAAAAGGCUUUAAACUGUAAAGCCAUAUUUAAUCUGUAUAACCAGUUAAAUAGAAAAUGCAGGUUAAUGGCCCGUAUUUACAAGUUGUAGGAACCAGUGAAACACAUGCAACAAGGCUGCCUUUGAUCCGAAAUGUUGUACUUCUUUCUUUUGUUUGUUAUACACACUUCUUAGCAAAACCCAAGUGCUUGGUGCCACGACUUCUAACAGUAUAUGUGCUACUUCAGAAGACUUUAGACUACGCAUUGGCAAUCAGUAGUCUCUCAUGUAAUGUCAAAACCUAGCGACCUGAAUGUUUGUGUGUGGACUUAGAAGCCUAACAGUAGUUAAUACUUUAACAUGGUAAAUGCAAUCUCACGCCGAGGGGUGGGAGGGGAUGUCCUUUUACACUGAAAGCUUACUUUAGAGAAGGAGAAGCAUUUGUUGCCUUCUGCUCAGUCUGUUGCAUUCCGUUGUUUUGUUGUUAACCAUUUUGGUUCAAGAAGGCAUCUUCCCAAUUUAUUCAUUUUCUAGCUUUUCCACAUAAGGAGUGUCUGGACAAACCUACAGCUUAAACCUGUUGUUGCCUUUUGUGGUGUACAUUGUACUUGCUUUGAGAUACGCUGUUAACGUGAAUUCCAUUCUAAGAACACUAGAGUUCUGCAUGCCAGUGGUGUACUAUCUAAUGGAAGCUAUAGGCAGUCUCAGUGUUUCAAUCAUCUGCAUUAGAUUGUGGAUGUAAAUAGCAGCCCACAACAGCAAAAUCCUUUCACAGUUUUAAUCUUGCAAGAUAGUUGUAAAUGAAAACUAGGGUUUUUUUAAGCGUGGCAGCAACGAUCAGCACAGCAACACAAUUGUCAUGUUACAUUCAGGCAGAGCUCUGCAAGUUCCAAAGAACUGCUUCACAGAAAUACAGAGUGUGAAGACAGUCAGCACUGUUGAUGGAAGGAACAAAUACUCUGAUGUCCAAUAUCCGACCAUAUGCCAGUAGUGGAAGGAUGCAGGAGAGGUGCUGUUAAUCAGAAUUCAGAGGUCCGGAUGACCUCUGUUGUGGGUAUUCUUGAUAUUGAAGACAGUGGUUUAAGCCCCUUUCUGUCCAUUUUUUGCCUGAUUUCAUAUUUUAGCCUUAAGGCUUGUGCCUCAUUGUGCUGUUGAAUGGUAAUAAAUACUCUCCAUAUAAAUAUGAUACCUUAAUUCUUUGUCCAUCGCUACUAUAUUGCAUUAUGUCCAGUAUUUCAUCAUGGUCAAUCAAAGGCAGGCUAUUGUCUCUCAGUGAACAGCUUCUCAAUGCAGUCCUUAAGCACUAAGUACCCCAGUCGUCAAUGUUCCUUGUGUUUUGAACAAAGUGAGCAGAUUUGCAACACAGUGUUUUUCAUCCUGCAGAUCUGUUAUGUGUUUUCUAUUGACUCUUAAGAGUCCUGCAUGUAAAUCUCAAAGCUGAGCCUGGCUCCAUGAGCCCAAGUUGAUAUUUGUGGCACAAGAAUGAGUGAGUGUAUUGAUUAAUACACAAGAUACAUGAAUAACCUAGUACACUGAACUUUGGGCUAUAUAUCUGAGGAAUACAAGGUUUGUUUUGAAAUAUCUGAGGUUUAGGUCUACUGGAACAUUUUUAGCAUUAGGCUUGCAUUUGUGGGUUUUCUGCAAGCCUCUUGAAUACACCAUGUAUUCUGCCAAUUAGAGUAUAAUCUAUAAACUGUAAAUUUUAUGGUUGUUUCUAGAUGUCCCCGUUGUCUGUUGCGUGGGUAUUUCUUUUCAUCUUUUUUUUUUUCUUCUUAUUUUUUCCUUUUUUUUUUUUUUUAAUUUGAUAGCUUAAACCACCUUUUUGAGGCUUGAGACUAAUUCCACUCCCUGCCCAUCUGCUUUGGGCUUUGUUUUAGGCUCAUGUUUCAGAUCUGCAUGCAGUGCUUGCGUUACCCUGGUAACUAAAUGUUGGUUCCUUGUUAUAGGGGUUCAACAUUACUUUCCAAAAUCACAUAGGGCUUGUGAUGGCACAAGCCAUGGAUCUUUGUAUAAAAGUUAUUUGCCUUUCACAUUUACCUGCUGUAGUGUUUGUUGUAUAUUGUGUGUGUGUGUGUGAGACGUCAGGCUGCCAUGUAAAACUUUAUAAAAGAAAAAAAAAACUUAAAUGCAGACCAUCCUUUUUUGCAUGCUUAGAGGGUUAGAACGUUCAGUGUAACAAACUAAUGCAUGUUAAAAUGUUUAGGUUUUUGUUUUGUUCUGUUUUUAUUUUGUGUUCAGUUUUUUGUGAAUUUGCUUAUUGUGCUGUUUUAAUGGUUGUUAGUAGGAUUAAAUGCACCGGUGAGACGAGCAUAGUGCCAACGGAAGGUAAUUUUCCAGUUGUAUGUGUCAUACAGCAUUUGAAGGGACCAUGUAUUCUGUUAAAGAAAAAAUUAAAUUACAGUUGAUAUCAAAAUACUACAUUUUUCUUCUUUCUUUUGAGUGCCAAACCCUAAAUGUGCUGGAGUAGACAUGGGGAAAACCCUUUUUAGUGCAGCAGGUAGAAGCCUUCUUUAAGUGAAUUAUUUAAAAAUAGGCUUUAUUUUCAGAUAGAAUUGACUAGUUGCUUCAGGGAAAAGAGUUAAGGUAAAAACAGUUUCUGGUUCCUUGAAAAUGCUGUGCUUUUUGUAUUUUACAUCAUUAGUGCAAUUUGGAUGGUUCUUGGUAUGUGUAUAGUUCAAAGGUCUUCGUGUUCACAUUUUAAAAUUAGGUAAUGAAUUCAUCUUUAGAGCUUGGUUUCAUUAUUUUUAUUUUAUUUCGAACAAUGUAGACAGUUCCCUGUUCUCUGCAUUUAGAAGUAUAAACACUUUAAAUCUGUUACUUAAUUCUGUAAGUAAUUUUUAUAAUUAUGAUGUAACUCUAUCCUUAAAACAUUUAAAAUAAACCCUUUAUGUGCAACUUA